AAGAUGUAAAAUUAUACCUAUACAAAAUUAGAGGUAAAAAGUGGUGUUAAUUAUAUUCACUCCUUUUGUUGUUAGUCACCAAAUUCAUCAUUAACACGGAAGUGUGUGAUCUGACUGGCAGCUAACAAGCAAUAGGCUAAUAAUCGGAUCUGAGAUAACUCGCACAAAAUCUAAUGAAACAAACGAAACCUUUAUAUUUAUGCAUUAUGGAUGAAUUUCCCAGUAUAUUAUGGCAUAGCAAAUGCGCAGGCGCAGCAAAGUUUGGGGGCGGGGCAGCGCGAAUAGGUUUUAGGCGCUCAAAUAGAUUGAUUGAUUGAUUGAUAACAAAAUUAUAAUUAUGUUUUUAAAUACUGUAAUUGUUUGCUGCAUUUUUCUGCAACUUCUGCUGCAAGGUUUUUCGUAAAGAAUUGUGAUAUCAGCCCUGGGCUCUGCACAUAGAUUAACACAGCCCCAGCUGAGGGUCAUUUAAUACACCUGAGAAUCAGAUAUUAGAGAAAAUAAAUGAUAUAGUCUUUGUUGGCCCCUGUCUGCCCCCUUAGAACCUUUGCCCUGAAUACUACAGCUGCUCAAAUGCCUCUAUAGAUUAAAAGAAAUGAAAACUAACAAAUUAGCAAAACCAGUAUGCCUAUAUAGUGAUCUGAUCUUGCACUGCUGGAAAUCCUGGACACAGUAGAAGGCAAUUAUUGCAAAUGCGUGUGUUAAUAGACACUGGGGAACCUUCUGUUCCUGAGUACAUCUCUAAUCUGAAGCAAGCUCUGUGUCAGAGCGAGUCGUCCAUCCAGGAGAUCCUUGUCACACACUGGCACCAUGACCACACAGGAGGAGUACCUGACAUCCUUACAACCAUACACUCAGAUUUGCAGGUGAGUAAGCUCCCUCGUUCUCCCCCACAGACAGAGGCAAUUGGGGAUGGGAAGAGGAAAUAUACAUACCUUAAGGACGGUGAUGUUAUCAAGACUGAGGGAGCCACAUUACGGGUGCUGUUCACCCCAGGCCAUACUGAUGACCACAUGGCUCUGUAUCUGGAGGAGGAGGGAGCGGUGUUCUCAGGAGACUGUAUUCUGGGGGAAGGGACAGCUGUGUUUGAGGACCUACAUGAUUACAUGCGCUCACUGCAGUUACUGCUUGACAUCAAUGCAGACAUCAUCUACCCAGGUCAUGGUCCUGUGGUGUUAAGUGCGUGCAAUAAGAUUCGGGAGUACAUCACCCAUCGCUCCGCCCGGGAGCAACAGAUUCUGUCUGUACUGAGAGAUAACCCUGGGGAUGCCUUCAGUUCCUCUGCCCUGGUUAAACUGGUGUACAAGGAUACCCCUGAACACUUACACAGAGCUGCAGAAAUCAACCUGGUUCAUCACUUAAAAAAACUACAGAAGGAGGGAACAGUCUGCUUGGUUGGAGAUUCAGGAAAGUGGAAGAGCAAAUUGUGACUACCACCAUAACAAACAUUCACAAUAAAAAAAUUAAUUCUUCCAUAAACUACACUUAAUCAGGUUAGACUGUUUAAUUGUACUGAGUCAAAUAUUUGUUUGUGUAUAUCUCUCCCUCUGUGCUCUUUUUUCCCCCUUCUCUCAGUGAUUAUUGAAAAAGCAUGCAUUAAAAGUACCAUAUACCACAAAUGCAUCAUUACAUUAUAUAUCUAUUUCAUAGAGUUGCGGUGAAUAUCUGAUAAAUUUGAUGAUUAAAAUUGUAAAAUAAUUUGAAUUAUCAGCACUUUAAUAUUAAACUUCUAACUUUAAUAGACCUA
Messenger RNA from Pangasianodon hypophthalmus (striped catfish), 1744 nucleotides. RefSeq names its product lactamase, beta 2 (gene lactb2). The coding region runs from base 690 to 1427 and encodes 245 amino acids. The transcript has 7 exons. Gene Ontology annotation, molecular function: RNA endonuclease activity; single-stranded RNA binding. The record is from RefSeq and is a predicted model, not a curated record. Lineage: Eukaryota; Metazoa; Chordata; Actinopteri; Siluriformes; Pangasiidae. Gene Ontology annotation, cellular component: mitochondrial matrix.